UCAGGCUUUACAUUGAAAAUAGAUUAAAGCGAAAGUAUCACAGAUUUUAAUAAUUAUGAUAAACGAUAAUUAAAGCAUAAUUACAUAUUAUUUAAGAAAGUUAAAUAAAGUAGGGAAAAAAAUAAGUGUGUACAAAAUAAAAUAAGUUAUAUGAGCAAAUUCUUUAAGAGAAUUGGAACAAAGGCGACUAAGUUUAACUAUGAAGCUGAGAUAUAAUAGGUUAAUUUAAGUUUAGGUGGUUCAUGCUUCAUUAAAGUCCAUUGGAAAAGAGGAAAUCAUUCAACUUAAACGUCGCGUAGUUCAUAACUUAAUCACAGAACAGGCUAGGCAAAGUUCAAUGAAUCUCUAUUUCUAGAUGCAACUCUUUAUCUCUCCAAAAAGAAUAAUUAAUAUUAAGAAAAAUUAAGUGUUUUCACAGUAGUUUUAGAAUCUCAAAAGGGUGAUAAAGCAGGAGGUUAAGUUUCUUUAGAUUUAUCAGAGCUACCUAAUUCAGAAAAAACCAGAAAGAGUUAUGAAUUGAAAUUAGAAAAAUGUCCUGAUAAAAAUGCAACUUUAAAAUUUGAUUUGAUUUAUUAGAAAGUUGGUGAUGUAAAUGAAUCAUAAAUAAGUGAAAGUGAUAGGGAUGGAGAGAAUUCUUUUCGUUCUCAAAACCUAAAAGGUAUUUCUAAUAACAUUGGUAGCGGAGUAUUCGAAUUCGAAAGGAGUAAAGCUAAAGAUAUGAAUGACAUUUAAGCUAGUAAUGGAAGAAGCACUUCUAUGAGUAAUAUAGAUAAAUAAAAUAAAAGCGAUGAUAGUAUUGAUCGUGGAUAAAAAACUUAGAAAAAAGAUGAUCCUUAUGAAUAAGAGAGAUAAAGGUAAUAAGAAGAAAAGAAAAUGUAGGAAGAUGAAGAAUUGAGAAUUCGAUUAGAGAAAGAGAAAGAAGAAGAGAUGGAAUUUGAAAGGAAACAAAGAGAAUUUUAGCAGAGAUAAGAAGAACUAAAGAGAAAGUAAAAAGAAUAUGAAGAAUAGAUGCAGCGUUAGAAAGAAAAAGAGGAAGAAGAAGCAAGGAUUAAGGAAGAAUAAAAAAAAAAGGAUGAAGAAAACCAAUUAAAACUAGCCCAAGAAUAAGAAGAAAGAAAAAGAAGAGAAAAGUUAGAACAGUUAAAAAAGGAAAGAGAAGCCUUUUUGUAAGCUCCUUAAAUAAACAAACCUUAAUAAUCUUCAAGUCAAUCAACAAUAAAUGCAAAUAAUUAAUAAAGAGUACCUGCUAAUCCUAUGUCGUAGACUACAAUAUAAUCAAAAAUCUAACCUUAAUAAUAAUAAAAUAAUAUAUUUUCUAAGAGUAGCUCAAGUGUACCUCAACAGUAGUUGAAUUCAGCUAUUAAGCCUGCUUUAAUUUAAAAAUAAGAUGAUGAUGACGAUGAAGAGGAUGUCAUUCUUAUCGAUGCAAAUGAUGAUUCUGAAGACGAAGCUCCAGUUGCUGCCUAAAAGCCUAACUAAAAUAAACCUACUAAUUCUUUAUCAAGAUAGAAUAGCAAUUCUGAUUUGGCAUCUAAUUAAGUUAGAAAACCGAUUUUUGGCUAAGAACCUCCAAAGAAACCAGCAAUAUUUAACAACCAAAAUUAAAUGAGCUCUUCUAUCAGAAGUAACUAACCUGUAGGAGUUUCUCCUUCUAGACCAUUAGUUAAAAAUGAAUCUAUUUAAUAGCCAUAAGCUUAGCAACAAGCCUUAAAUUAAUAAGCUAAUAGCAAUUAAUAGCAAUUAUUAUAGCAAAAGGUUAUAGAAUUAUAAAAUUCUUUUAAAAAAAUUAAUGAGUUACAAACAGAAAAUGAAUAAUUGAAGAAGGCUCUCUUUAAUAAGUAGGGUGGAAGUGGACCAGAUGGAAAAUCCUCUUUGUUACAAAUAGAGAACGACAAACUCAAGUAAAAAAUUUAAGAGUUAAAUCUCUAAGUUACUAAAGCUCAAGGUGAAGCAACUUAAGCCAAUUCGAAUUUUAAAACUUUAGAAACUAAGUUUAAAAAUCUUUCUUCUGAUUAUCAAAACCUCAGAAAAGAAUACUAAGAUAAUAAAGAGAUAUUGGAGUCUCUAUAGGAUGAACAAAGUAGUUUGAGUACUUAGUCAAAAACAACAGAAUUGGAACUCAAAAAGAGAUUAGAAAAAAUAACAAGCCAAUAAGAAGAAAUUAAUAGACUUAGAAAUGAGUAAACUAAGCAAGAAAGUGAAAAUUUCAAACUCUAAAAGAAAAUAUAAGAACUAGAAUUAACAAUAAGGACAAAUGCAAAUUCAGCCACUUCUGAAAAUCAAGAACAAAGCACCAUAAUUACUAACUUGAAACAAUAAAUAUCUGAAAAAGACUAGCAACUAAAUGAAAUAAAAGAUCAAAUUAGAAAAGCAGAAGACGAGAGACAAAAAGCUUUAAAUGAAUAUACAAAAGCUGAUUUAAAAUUCAAAAGUGUAGAAAUAGAAUACCAAAAGAUUAAAAAUCGUUAUGAAUAUAGUAAAAAUUAAGUAGAUAAAGAUAACGAAAGUCAUUAAAAAGAAAUUGAAAUUAAAGAUAAAGAAAUUUAAACUCUUAAGCAAAGAAUAUUGGAAAUUUUGCAACAGAAAAAUGAUAGUAGCAGUGAUAAAGAUGAAAAUAGAGAUUUGGUUAUCUAACUAGAAAAAAAGAACCAGUAUCAACAAGAAUACAUUAAUAAAUUAGAAAGUAAUAUCAAAGAAAUAGAAUAAAGAACUAAAGAAUUUGAUCAAGCUUAAAGCACUAUAAUUGAGCAAAAAGAAGAAUUAGAAAAUCUGAAGAGUAACUUUUAGAGACAGGCUAAGAAAAUGACUGAUACUCUUUAAAUGAAAGAAAAAGAUAUUGAUGAGAAAAAAAAAAGAAUAAGAGAACUUGAAUCGUAAAUUUUAGAAGGAGAAAGAUCUAAUCUCUAUCAAUCAACUGAUGACAUUAAUCAAACUAAAUAUAAAGAACUGAAGAAAAAAUACAAGAAGCAAAAAGAAGAUCACCAGGCUGAAAUUGAAGGUCUUUAAAUUUAAAUUUAGGAGCUGAAAAUUUAAUUAAGAGCAUCUGUUAAACCUAUAAAUGUUCAAAGCUCUAAUUUUAAUCCAGACUAAGAAUCAGAAAUAGCUAGACUAUCAGUUGAAAAUGAAUAGCUUCAAAGAAAAAUAAAAGAUUUAAAUUAAAAAUUGCAGAAAUCUGAUUAAAAUAAUGAUAUAGCCAAAGCAUAUAAAAAGUUAGAGCUCGAUUACUAAUCUGCUAAAGAUGAACUGAUUUAAAUUAAAAUGCAGAAAGUAAAUUUUGACAAGAAGGUUGAGGACAACAAGCUACUUAUGUUGAAUAUGGAAAAAAAGAUGAAAGAUAUGGAAAACGAUAUGCAAGCUAUUUCAAAAGAUCUUAUUAAAACUAAAUAAAAGUAUGGAGAUGCUUUGAAUGUAUGCUUAGAGCAUGGAGGUCCAGAGCUUGUUGAAAAAAUUAUAGGAGGAAACCUUGAAUGA
Messenger RNA from Tetrahymena thermophila SB210, 3471 nucleotides. Its product is annotated as EEIG1/EHBP1 protein amine-terminal domain protein. Lineage: Eukaryota; Ciliophora; Oligohymenophorea; Hymenostomatida; Tetrahymenidae. The record is from RefSeq and is a predicted model, not a curated record. The transcript has 11 exons.